Molecule: messenger RNA, 1410 nt
Organism: Phlebotomus argentipes
Lineage: Eukaryota; Metazoa; Arthropoda; Insecta; Diptera; Psychodidae
Gene: Pex13
Product: peroxisomal membrane protein PEX13
Exons: 4
Coding region: 249-1319 (356 amino acids)
Biological process (GO): protein import into peroxisome matrix, docking
Cellular component (GO): peroxisome; peroxisomal importomer complex; peroxisomal membrane
Molecular function (GO): protein binding
Source: RefSeq, a predicted model, not a curated record
UUGACAGUCGGGUCCAGUUCCGUCAAAAUAUUCCUUCUCGCGUUCUACUUUGUAUUUUUCUCUAAUUUUCACCCUUCUUCUCAGGUAGAAAUCUGUUAAAUCUACCUGCAAUCACUGAGUAAUGUGGUGAAGUACAUUGUGCAAUAGGAGAGAGCAGCUUUUGAGCCGCCACAUCAGGGAUAUUAGGUGAAAUUUUCAUCAUCGCCCAACUUAGACUUUAUUAAUCUGUAGUGAAAUUGCGUGGCGAAAUGGAUUCUGAAGGACACAAUUUGGAAGCGCCGACAAACUUCCGGAACGUCAUGGCUCCGGACAGUCCAAUCAACGGACGGAUAAGCACACACAUGGGGCGCGUUCCCACAUCACUGCCACCACCGCUGCCGCCUCGCCUGCAGCCACAGAGCCAGGGAUUCGCGUCGUCCUUCAGCUCACCUUUCGGCGGUUACCAGAACAUGUACGGCUACGGCGCAGGAUCGAGUUUCGGGGGCUUCGGUGGGUAUGGGGGCAUGGGUGGGUACGGCAGCUAUGGGGCAUACGGAGCAGGACUGGGUGCAGGCGGAUAUGGUCGCUACGGUGGCUAUCAUGGCUACAAUCUCGACGCGGAGAACCGCUUCAUUCAGAUGGCAGAGGAGACGUCCAGGCCGGCGCUGCAGAGCAUUGAGAAUCUCGUGGCGGCGUUUGGGAACAUCGCCUCGAUGCUGGACUCCACAUUCUUCGCCAUCAACAGCUCCUUCAGGGCCAUCCUGGGCGUCACGGCGAACGUGGGCAAGCUGAGAUCGCUCUUCGCUCAAUUCGUCUCCACAUUCACUCUAUUCCGCGGACUGACGUGGCUCUGGAGGAAGAUUCUCUACACAUUCGGCGUAUCGAAGAUUCCACCGAAUGCCGCGAGUUUUGGUGCUGCUUUUGAGGCUGCUUCUGCACAGCUGGAGAAUCCGUCGCAUGGAGAAAAGUCCAGCAGUGGAAAGACCAGUGCCUGGCCUGUUCUUCUCUUCCUGGGCUUCAUACUUUCGGCGCCGUAUUUUAUUAUGAAAUUCCUUGGAGUUGCCUCGACGACGUCCAUCGAAGAGAGUAAAAAUCCACAGCAAUGGACAAACUACAUUCCCACGCGAGUGUUGUAUGACUUUGAGGCCACGAGUCCUCAGGAAUUGUCCAUCCAGACUGGCCAAGUGAUUCGCGUGGCGCCCAAAGAUGUCCAAAACCUGCACUCGCUGAUGAACACAGGCUGGGCGCUGGCCUCUGUGGAUGGUUUCAGAUCGGGUCUGGUGCCCAUCAACUAUCUCUCGCGCCCGGGAGAGGCUCCGCCCCAGCCGGGCGCAGUGUAGGGCCCGCAGGGCAGCGCACACACACACUUAUUUUAUCUGGGAGGGUGACUAAAUGGCAGAAGCGUGUUUGUAAAUACAACUUCAAGUGAAA